GCUAGGCACACGCUCCCAUCGCAUCAAGUCAAAAAGUAUCCUACGCAGCAUGGCAUCGGACGAAUUGGCGAGGAAACUACAGCCCAGGAUGGCCGCAGAGCAGGCUCCCCAAUUCAACCCGUGUGCACCAGAGGAGACCACGGUGAAACCGAGCGACUCUGUCCCCGAGCAGCAGGAAAAAGCGGUGGUGGUCAUUGUCAAUGAUGCCACAUCGGAACUCACGGCGAAACUCACCCGGAGACUGGACAUUAACAAUGGGAACGCGGCGCCCAAGCAAGCCAAGGUAUUCAACCCCUCCACGGAAUUCAAAGAAUUCUCCCGCAAACAGAUCAAAGACAUGGAGAACAUUUUCAAACGGUUUGACAGUGGUAAGGACGGCUUCAUAGACCUGAUGGAGUUGAAGCUGAUGAUGGAGAAGCUGGGAGCUCCUCAGACCCACCUGGGCCUCAAGAACAUGAUCAGGGAGGUGGAUGAGGACUUCGACAGCAAGCUGAGCUACAGAGAGUUCCUGCUGAUCUUCAGGCGAGCAGCGGCAGGCGAACUGCAGGAGGAGAGUGGUCUGAUGGCUCUGGCCAGACUGUCUGAGAUAGACGUCUCCGCAGAGGGAGUCAUGAGGGCACGGGACUUCUUCGAGGCUAAGGUGCAGUCUCUGAAGGUGGGCAGUAAGUUUGAGGCUGAGAUCCGAGAGGAGCAGGAGGAACGGAAGAGACAGGCGCUUAUUAGGAAACAGAGACGGGCUGCCUUCAAAGAGCUGCAAUCUGCCUUCUGCUCAUAAUACAGUGCACACACACACACACACACACACACACACACACACACACA
Molecule: messenger RNA, 822 nt
Organism: Salvelinus namaycush (lake trout)
Lineage: Eukaryota; Metazoa; Chordata; Actinopteri; Salmoniformes; Salmonidae
Product: EF-hand domain-containing protein D2-like
Exons: 4
Coding region: 50-775 (241 amino acids)
Molecular function (GO): calcium ion binding
Source: RefSeq, a predicted model, not a curated record